Messenger RNA from Vigna radiata var. radiata (mung bean), 4017 nucleotides. Its product is annotated as probable apyrase 7. The record is from RefSeq and is a predicted model, not a curated record. Gene Ontology annotation, molecular function: nucleoside diphosphate phosphatase activity. NCBI's taxonomy places the organism in Eukaryota, Viridiplantae, Streptophyta, Magnoliopsida, Fabales, Fabaceae. The transcript has 10 exons. The coding region runs from base 329 to 2071 and encodes 580 amino acids. Gene Ontology annotation, cellular component: membrane. Gene Ontology annotation, biological process: nucleoside diphosphate catabolic process.
UAACAAAAUAUUGUCAAAAAACCAAAACCUUCCCAGGAUCGAGUCACGAAGCAAUCUCAAAAGAAAAAAAGAUUUGAAAGUUGCGGAGUAUCGUGAUCAUAGCCACUUCCGUAGCAGUUUGAGUUUUCCAAAUUCCAUCAGAUAAUUUCGGAUCAAACUACAGCAACUCUACAGCCACAGCUCUGGUAAAUUCAUCUUCUAUUAUGCACUCAGUAGUAGCUACAACUAGUGAAGUAGAUCUCGUCUCAACCAAAUACGCGUUUUCCUCAACCCGAUUUUGGAACUCGAUUAAAAGGGGUUUUCAUAUGACUAUUGCAUCAUUUUUCUAAUGGAAGUCCCCAAAUCCCCUUCCAAAUACAAACGAAUCGCCAAACACAAAUCGCUUAUAAAAUCCGGUUUAGUAAUUUUGGUGAUGCUGCUAUUGUUUCUGGGUUUUUAUCUCGAGUCAGAAACCGGAAAACUCAAUGCGUCGUCGUAUUACACCGUGGUUGUGGAUUGUGGAAGCACUGGGACACGGGUGAAUGUGUAUGAGUGGAUGGUAGGCGUGAAAGGAGCAAGCAAAGGGAACUUGCCAGUGUUGCUGCACUCCUAUCCUGAUAAUACAACCAAGAAGAGUUCACUUUGGAAAGGUUCUUGUCAAUAUCACUGUAUGCAAACUGAACCCGGGUUACACAACUUUGUUAAUGAUUCUUUAGGAGUGAGACAGGCUUUGGAGCCUUUGAUUGUGUGGGCGGAGCAAGUGGUGCCGCGAGAAAUGCGCGGCAGUACUCCUGCUUUUGUCUUGGCUACUGCUGGGUUGAGGGGGCUCGCCUUGGAGGACGCUGAUAGGGUAUUGGGAGAUAUUGAAGCUGUUGUGAAAGGCCAUAGCUUUAUGAUGAGCAAGAGCUGGAUAAGGGUUUUGAGUGGGAAGGAGGAAGCUUAUUAUGGCUGGGUGGCUUUGAACUACAAAAUGGGCACCUUUGAUGAUAACUAUCCCAAGUCUCCCACUUUGGGACUUGUUGAUAUUGGGGGCUCGUCGUUGCAGAUUGUGGCAGAGAUAGAUCUUGCUGUUGAUGAUGUGCAUGUGAUGAAAUCAAGGCUCGGAUCAACGGAGCAUCGGAUUAUGGCAUAUUCAUUGCCUGCGUUUGGCCUAAAUGAAGCGUUUGAUAGGACAGUUCUUAGGCUCAGAAACAAUCAAAGUGAGGAAAGAACUGCCAGUAUCUCUGACCUCAGACAUCCUUGUCUGUUAUCAACUUAUGUACAAAACUAUACAUGCCAUUCUUGCUCUGCAUUGGCUUCCAUUUAUGAGAAAAAACACAGUCAAGACCAUGAAAGUGAGCUUUAUUCUUUACGUCUUACUGGAGAACCUAAUUGGGAGCAAUGCAGAGAACUAGCUAUUGGUGCCGCCAUGAACUCGAGUUCCAAAGUGUCACAUCUGACAGUUAGCAAAAAUUGCCAAGCUAGUUUAUUUUCUGGUACUGGCACUGAUAUACUUAAUUUAACAGCUGUUGCACAACCAGCCAAGUUUCAUGCAUUGUCUGGUUUCUUUUUUGUCUACAAUAAGCUAAAUUUGAGCCCAAGAACCAACUUAACAAUGGUUUGGGAAUCAGGCAAACAAAUAUGUUCAAAUUUAUGGUCUGGUUUGAGCAGUGUUUCUGAUAAUCCAGAUUAUGCUGGACUAUUUUGUUUCCAGGUGGCUUAUAUGGCAUCAUUGAUUGAUUAUGGUCUCUGUCUUGGGGAUGUUGAAAUGGUAUUUGGCCCAGGUGACAUUUCGUGGACUUUAGGAGCUGCAUUAAUUGAAGGGAAUUUUUUGUGGUUAAACAGUACAAGCUACGAAGCCCAUGUUAUUAUUUCAACUUUAAAGAAUGUCAAGGCAACGUGGCGACGUGGUUGUUUUGUGAUUCUUUUGGCUCUCUCCUCUAACAAGAGCUGGAGUAACAGCUGUGUUUGGGCUUCUGGAAGGAGUGAGGGAAAUGGGCCCUUCAGCCCUUACACUCCCCUUCUCCCGCUUCUUGUUACCUUUUCUGUAAACAAAUAUCAGCCUUCAUUUAUGUUAUCCUUUCUCGUGUUAUCUGCAUCUUUGGACGUGUGAAAGAGUGUUAUCAAGGGUUGAAGAUUUGGUGAACAUUGAGUUUAUCAAACGGCAAAGAAAUUUGAUAUAAUCAAAGAUAUUGAUGGAACAAGAGAAACGUUGAUUUAUGGUUUGUUGAAUCAUGGGAUUCCAAACUACAUAUGGAUAUGAUUCUUACAUAUCAAAAGGGUGAUAAUACCUGCAAUGAUUGAGAAGGAAGAUACGGGUUUGGGAGGACAAGAGGCUCAAAUAAAGGAUAUCAUUGAUGGAAAGUAUUCUGUUGAUUUGUUUGAUUGAUGUCAUUGGUGUGGUGGACAAUGUCAACAAGAAACCCCAAACAAAAAAAUAUUGUAUUUGUCUUGAAGGAUUUCAGGCACUGAUAUACUUAAUUUAACAGCUGUUGCACAACCAGCCAAGUUUCAUGCAUUGUCUGGUUUCUUUUUUUUCUACAAUAGGCUAAAUUUGAGCCCAAGAACCAACUUAACAAUGGUUUGGGAGUCAGCCAAACAAAUAUGUUUACAUGUGACAUUUCGUGGACUUUAGGAGCUACAUUAAUUGAAGAGAAAUUUUUGUGGUUAAACAGUACAAGCUACGAAGCCCAUGUUAUUAUUUCAACUUUAAGGAAUUUCAAGGUAACGUCUUCUCUUACUGUACUAUUACUCGUAUUACUUUCAUUGAUUGUUUAUUGUAGUCAAAUUAAGCUACCAAUGCCAAGCAGACGGGAUUCUGCUCCUGGCUCACCUUUGCCAUCCUAUACUCCCUGUAAGACGUCGAUCUAACUAAUAAUAUUUCGGCAUUUUUUGUCAGUCUUUGCAUAAUUCAGUUUUAAAGAAUGACAUGACGUUGAAAAAUGUAUCAGUAAUAAAUAAUGCAUCUGAUUUAGCAAUUGAUACUGGCAUAGUUAAUUAACCAUUAACUAACUAUAAUUAACUAACCAUAACUAACCAACCAUAAUUAACUAAUCAUAAUUAACUAAUCUAGUUAACUAAUAGUAGGUGAGUGUGAAAGGUUUGGACAUUCUCCUUCUAUAUAAUAUCAGACAUUCUCCUUCUAUAUAAUAUCAGACCUUCUCCUGCUUCUUGUUCUUCUUUUUUUACCUUUUCUGUAAACAAAUAUCAGCCUUCAUUUGUGUUAUCUCUUUUCAUGUUAUCUGCAUCUUUGGACGUGUGAAAGGUUAGUCAUCUGUAUGUACUUUUCCUUCUUUGUCCAUUUUUUCGCUUUCUAUGUUCAUCUUUUUCUCCUUUUUGGAGCUCAUCUCUCAACCUUUGGCUUUCUUCGUCUAUUUUGACUUAUUCCUUCCAUUUACAUGUAUAGAACUGAGAAACUUGACUUCUCCUACUUUGUUUAAUCCAAUUCUGUUUUUGUUUAUACAGAUAUCAAUGGUUAAAGAUUUGGUGAACAUUGAGUUUAUCAAGUUACGCAUUUUAUAUAACCCAACUUAAGAUUUUAUUUCGUGUGUGUAUCUUGUGUAUCUUUGUGGGUUUGGCUUCAAGUUUGUAUUUUUAUCUCAUUAAACUGAUUCUUCAACUAUUUCCAUCAUGUAUUAGACGACAAAGAAUUUUGACAAGAUCAAGGAUAUUGAUGGAACAAGAGAAACGUUGACUCUAGUGAGAAUUAUUGAUUUAUGGUUUUUUGAAUCAUGGGAUUCCAAACUACAUAUGGAGAUGAUUCUUACAUAUCAAAAUGAUGAUGAUACCUGCAAUGAUUGAGAAGGAAGAUAUGGGUUUGGGAGGACAAGAGGCUCAAAUAAAGGAUAUCAUUGAUGGAAAGUACUCUGUUGAUUUGUUUGAUUGAUAAAAAAGUAUAUUGUUGAUUUCUUCAAAAGCAUAUAUGUUCUCUUGAUAGAUAUAUUUGUUUAUAAUUAUUUGCUGAUGUAAUUUAUAAUUUUCUACUUUUUAGAUGUCAUUGGUGUGAUGGACAAUAGGUUGGUAAUAUUAUGUAAGUUGUUUAUAUUUUACAUUGCACCU